Molecule: messenger RNA, 1407 nt
Organism: Psilocybe cubensis
Lineage: Eukaryota; Fungi; Basidiomycota; Agaricomycetes; Agaricales; Agrocybaceae
Exons: 4
Coding region: 1-1407 (468 amino acids)
Biological process (GO): asparaginyl-tRNA aminoacylation
Cellular component (GO): mitochondrion
Molecular function (GO): nucleic acid binding; ATP binding; asparagine-tRNA ligase activity
Source: RefSeq, a predicted model, not a curated record
AUGUUUCCUCCCAGGUUGGCUCUUCCACCUACCAUCAGCCAUCUCCUCGCACACCCGCCCCUUCCAAUCCACUCUACCACUGUUUCUGGCUGGAUCAGGUCUAUUCGCAAACAGAAGAAUCUCGCCUUUGCAGUCAUCACAGAUGGCAGCGCCCCACAGGGUCUCCAGGUCGUCUUUCUCAAGGGUCUCGACCUGCAAAAGUUGACAAAUGGCGCUUCUGUACGCGUCACAGGUCGUCUAGUUCAGUCUCCCGGCAGCGGUCAGUCUCAUGAACUUCUCGUCGACCAGGCCGACGCCGGUCGCGUCGCCGUUCUCGGCGAGUGUAAUCCCGAUACCUAUCCCAUACAAAAACAAGAGCUCUCCAUCGAACAUUUACGCGACAAUGUACACUUGCGCGCCCGUACAUCACACAUUGCUGCCAUGCUCAGGCUUCGUGACCGUCUGCAGAGGCAAAUCAACUCUUGGUUCGAGGAGCAAGGAUUCUGCUACGCAAACACUCCCGUAAUUACCGGCAACGACGCGGAAGGCGCCGGGGAAGCCUUCCGUCUCGCCAUGGUAGAAUCCCAGCAUCCAGCAUCUGCCUCCGCGACCCCACCAGCAGAGUUCUUUUCCAGACCCGCCUUUCUAACCGUAUCUCACCAGCUGCACCUCGAGGCUCUUGCCACGGCUAUCUCCCGCGUAUACACGCUAUCCCCUUGUUUCCGCGCCGAGAAAUCUAUGACUGGCCGACACCUCGCAGAGUUUUGGAUGCUCGAGGCCGAAUGGGCCUUUCCUGCCGAUAACGGCGUACACGGCGUUUGUGAUCUCACUGAAGCCCUACUCAAAGAGACUACAGCACCACUUCUGGACAGCCCUGACCUCCGUGUGCUGUGGAAGGAUGGUGACGCGCACAAGCUAAAAACCCUUUCUGAUGCUGUGAAUAGUGAAAAACCAUGGGCGCGCAUGAGCUACUCGGAAGCCAUUGAGGAACUGUCUAAAAUCCACCCGUCCCAGAACUUUGUCCAUACACCAGUAUGGGGCCAUGCGCUGCAGAGCGAGCACGAGCGAUGGUUGGCAGAGACGCUAGUUGGCGGCCCGGUCUUUGUCACUGACUAUCCGGCGUCUCUCAAACCGUUCUACAUGCGGCUCAAUUCUGACGAACGGACUGUAGCCUGUUUUGAUUUGCUGGUUCCCCAUGUAGGCGAACUGAUAGGGGGUAGCGUACGUGAAGAACGCGUCGAGCUAUUGUCAAAGAAAAUGGAAGACGUUCCAGGAAGCGAGUGGUAUCUUGACCUGAGAAAAUACGGCGGUGCACCACACGCUGGGUUUGGAAUGGGAUUCGAGCGUCUCAUCAGUUGGGUGUCAGGUGUUGACAAUAUCCGGGAAUGUAUACCCAUGCCCAGAUGGGCUGGAAGGAUGCUGCUGUAA